CAGAGGCAGGGUGAGGAAAUGAUUGGUUAAAAACUGGGAGAAGGGGGAAGGGUAUUAUAGGACAUGGAGAUAUGAUUGGACAUAAAUGUGUGUGUGGGCGGGACAUUGGCACUGGAAAGUAUCAUUGAAUUCACAUGUUUACCAUCGCUACUGUAGUGUUACAUAUAGGGAGGAGGUGAAGGAGCGAGAGGCUACAGCUAGGGUGUUCACAGCUGGCCUUGCGGAAUUCUGCUUUAAGGAUGGUGUGGUCAACAGUGAUCGACCUUAGCGUCACCUCCACAUUACCACACUUUGAUGACUCUAUAUACUGCAUAUAAGGAUUCUGACCAAAGCAUGUGGACCAGGUAUUCUGAAAAAUGAGUGUGGCAAUUACAGCCACUGAUUGCUGACUGUAAGUGAGGAACAUGCUGUGAUAAGGGCACAGUCACUAGGUUGCACAUGACUGAUUAACUCUAGGCUCCACACCACUUCGAAGGCCUUAUCACAGAACUCAUGGAGAGUCCCUGUGAGACAUUCUCUCACAUGCAUAGUCAGCAAACUGGAUUUUCUCAAAGUCACUGUCACUCACUCCGCCUUUGACGUCAGAGACAUUUCAUAAAAUGACGACAGGCACCCAGCUCCUGAACUACCCGGCCACAGAGUCUCCAUUCACCAGUCCUCCAGCCCCUAUGGCAGCUCUAAGCCGGACUCCUGUGCCAGGGCACCCACACAUUUGGCCCCCUCUGGACUUUGCGCUGGGUGCCCUGGCCUGCUGUGGUGCCUGUCUGUUCACCAACCCCAUGGAGGUGGUGAAGACGCGUCUGCAGCUGCAGGGCGAGCUGAGAGCCCACGGCUCUUACCAGAGGCACUACCGCGGCGUCCUGCAGGCCCUGUGGCUGGUGGGCCGCAACGAUGGCCUCCGCGGUCUCCAGAAAGGCCUGUGCGUGGGUCUGCUCUACCAGGGGUCAAUGAACAGCGUACGACUGGGCUUCUACUCUUACACUGAGGCGGCUGGGCUCACCCAAGCCCCAGUUGGGAACAUCCUGGCUGGGGCCGUUGCUGGAGCCUUGGGGGCCUUCGUCGCAUCACCAGCCUACCUGGUUAAGACCCAUCUUCAAGCCCAAACAGUGCAGACUAUUGCUGUGGGUCACCAACAUAACCACCAGGGGGUGUCAAGUGCCUUUGCUACCAUCUAUCGGCGUGAGGGUCUGGUGGGCUUGUGGAGGGGAGUGAAUGGAGCUGUGCCCAGGGUCAUGGUGGGGUCAGCUGCCCAGCUCACAACCUUCAGCUCUGCCAAGGAGUGGGUCUCUCACACAGAGUGGUUCCAUCCACAUAGCUGUCUUGUGGCCUUAACAGCUGCUAUGUUAAGCGGUGUUGUGGUGACUAUCACCAUGACACCGUUUGAUGUGGUCAGCACAAGACUUUACAACCAACCUGUGGAUGAAUUUCGAAGGGGCCUGCUGUAUCGGGGCUUCUCGGACUGCAUGCUGAAGGUGAGCCAAGCUGAAGGGCUCCUGGGUCUGUACAAGGGCAUCUGGCCCGUGUUCCUGCGCCUGGCCCCACACACGGUGCUCAGCAUGCUGCUCUGGGACCUGAUGAGACAGAGGGCGCUCCAGUACCAGCUAGAGUCACGAUCAGCCGGAUGAAGAGUCACGCCAGGGGAGAAGGAGCAACUCUUGGUGUUUCUUGGGGUGCAGAGGUUAUGGCAGCAAGAGCAGAGCUGUGGCUGAGUCUGAGUACUCCCCAAUUACAGACAUUCUCUGGGAGAAUGCGUUAUGGGGUGGUGCUGAGGAAGGUCAAUGUGAUUGGCAGUUCAAUAACCUCUGAACUUUUUUUCUGGGAGCCAUUUAAAUUAACCUCAUGUUCAUUAGAUAGGGUUUCUGUAUAUUUUUGUCUUCAAGCCAGUGGCGUAACGUAGUUACGACGGGCCCAGGUGCAGGCUAUUAUGAUGACGGGCCCUAGUCAGUGGCGUAAGGCAGUGGUUCCCAAACAUUUUACAGUCCCGUACCCCAUGUUUGUAACCGCCGCCACCGCCGUCACGGCCCCUCCGCCUGCGCAGAUAUUCAGCCUACAACACUUAAAACUGUGAAAUUGUCGGGGUAUGUCACUAACCGCCACAGCCCCUCCCCCUGCGCAGUGUAAUUAUUUCGCUGAAUAUGGGUAUACAUUAAUAUUUUUGGCAAUACGACUUGGCUAUUCAGACUAUUUAGAAUGACAUACAUUUGGCUACGGGCCCCGGCUAGAGGCCCCCCAAGACCCACGGGCCCAGGUGCAGCCGCACCUGAUGCACCCCCUAUAGUUACGCCCCUGCUUCAAGCAGUACAUAUACUGUUAAAUCAGGGACUGCUACAACUCUAUUGUUUAGCAAACAUGCCAGUAGUUACCUCUGAAGACAUCUUGGACUAAUACUAAAGUUAUGGACUAUGGAUGAACACGACUCAUCAAGCCUCUCCUCUGUGCCUCACCAUAGCAUGAGUCCAUUGUCACAUGGCAGCCUAAACAUGAUGGUGAUGUGUGCUCUUUGAAGCUAUAGAUCUCCUAUACAUUCAUUAGGAGAUUGGAGAAAACACUAUGCCUUCUGUGCUUCAUUUAUUAUGGAAAGUCAUUGAAUGAAUGUCAUUGUUGACUAAUUAUCUAUAACUCUUCUUGAUAUAUUAAUCAAUAUGUAUUCCCUUUAAUAAAGAUUUUGCUGAUAUAAAA
Molecule: messenger RNA, 2679 nt
Organism: Clupea harengus (Atlantic herring)
Lineage: Eukaryota; Metazoa; Chordata; Actinopteri; Clupeiformes; Clupeidae
Gene: slc25a34
Product: solute carrier family 25 member 34
Source: RefSeq, a predicted model, not a curated record